AGCCGUUGAAAAAACAACGGCGGAGAUUCGCGCGGGUGAGAGAAAAAGAGGAAUUGCCACGUCUGUCGACACGUCACAGGCAAAAAAGAAAAGAUACACUACCCUUAAUAUUAGGGCAACACGGGGUUCAUCGCUGUCGUAGGGUUUGCUGGAUUCUUUGUGGAGAGAGUUCCACUGGUGAUGCGCAACGCCUGAUCUGUGCCGGGAUUUCUAGCGCGAGCUCAGCAUGGCGUCCAGGAAGCGAACUCUCCUCAAGGCGAUCAUUCUCGGCGACAGCGGAGUCGGGAAGACAUCGCUAAUGAAUCAAUAUGUGAAUAAGAAGUUUAGCAACCAGUACAAGGCUACUAUUGGAGCCGAUUUUCUCACCAAGGAGGUUCAAGUGGAGGACAGGCUAGUGACGAUGCAGAUAUGGGACACAGCCGGUCAAGAGCGAUUCCAAAGCCUCGGUGUGGCAUUCUAUCGAGGUGCUGAUUGCUGCGUGUUGGUAUACGACGUGAAUGUGAUGAAAUCGUUCGACAACUUGGACAACUGGCGAGAAGAGUUCCUCAUCCAGGCAAGUCCCUCCGAUCCAGAGAACUUCCCUUUCAUUGUUCUCGGCAACAAGGUCGACGUAGAUGGAGGGAACAGUAGAGUGGUUUCCGAGAAGAAAGCCAAGGCCUGGUGUGCUUCCAAGGGAAACAUCCCAUACUUUGAGACGUCUGCCAAGGAAGACUACAACGUAGAGGCUGCCUUUCAAUGCAUCGCCAAAAAUGCCUUGAGGAGCGAACCGGAGGAAGACUUCUAUCUUCCGGACACGAUCGACAUUACAAACAACAAUAGACUGCCAAGAUCGUCUGGCUGUGAGUGUUGAUCUACUACUACCGCCCCUCUAUCGAUGAUAAGUGUUCUCGCCUUCAUUUCAUUUGUUCUUUCCGUUUUUUUCUUUAUUCCUCUCUCCUCGCUGGCUUUGGAUUUUUUUUUUCCUUCUUAAGGUCCCUCUUUUUGUUACGAAAUAAUUUUGCCUCCUCGAUCUUAGCUACGGCCAAUAACCUUGUACCUAGUUAGUAGCGCGCAAAUUCGUCCCUUGGUUUUGUGUUUUCUGUGCUAUCAAAUUUUCUUCGUUUCUAUAGAACUUUCCAGUUUAUGGUCUCCGUUGCGGGAUUCA
Selaginella moellendorffii is the source of this 1144-nucleotide messenger RNA. Its product is annotated as ras-related protein Rab7. The coding region runs from base 227 to 850 and encodes 207 amino acids. Gene Ontology annotation, cellular component: vacuolar membrane. Gene Ontology annotation, molecular function: GTP binding; GTPase activity. Lineage: Eukaryota; Viridiplantae; Streptophyta; Lycopodiopsida; Selaginellales; Selaginellaceae. The transcript is spliced from 7 exons. The record is from RefSeq and is a predicted model, not a curated record.